CCCACAAAUGAAGAAAAGACCAGGAAGUACAAGCACGCUCACAACAAUGGAGUCAAGCACAGAUGCGGUUCCUCAGAAUAUGUUUACUUGCCAUUUGUGCAAUUUAUCUACACCAUUCACAUACUACGGACAGAAGCCACCCAAUACCAGGGCUAUUGUCUUGUUGGAAGAGUGUUUUGUGACCAAGGAUCCUUUCAGUCCAGACGGAGAGAGGUUCCUUAUCCUGGGAUCCAACUGCAGUUUGUGCCACAUCACAGUUUGUGUUGGAACGGGCUGCAGCCUUUUCUACUCCAAGCGAUUCUGCAUGCAGUGUGUGAACAAACACUUGGACCAGUUCCCCCCUCACAUUCAAGCUGAGCUCGCCAAGAAAAAGCAGCCAUCAAAGACAGAUGUUUCAUGAUUUCUGUAAGACACAUAUUAAAGACUGGAGGUACUUCAGGAAGGAAAAUAUCUCUCAGGGUUGUGGCUAGCGUGCUUGCCUUGGUCAGGUGACCUGGGUAGUAUUCCCACUUAGGGCGAUACUCUUGUGAUAUACCCCGCUGGAAUAGACAUGUUUCUGUUUUGGGAGAAAUGGUUGGAACUGAACAUAACUUCUGGGCCACAUAAGGGAUUCUACUUGGUGUCAUACAGUUUUACCACUAGAUGUCAGUAAAGACUUAUUACCAGACUGAAAAUGACAGUUCAUUACAUCCCUCAUUCACAGCAGCUGAAUACAAGGAGUCCCAACAUCAAAAUAUAUAAUGUACCUUGUUUAAUAUUUCAGUAUAACAUGGAAAAAUUUGUAGCUCAGUUGGUAGAGCAUGGCGCUUGUAACGCCGGGGUAGUGGGUUCGAUUCCCGGGACCACCCAUACGUAGAAUGUAUGCACACAUGACUAAGUCGCUUUGGAUAAAAGCGUCUGCUAAAUGGCAUAUAUUACAAUAUGUUAAAAAUAUAUAUACUACCAGAAAUACAUGUAGUUUGCACUUUAUGAAAUAUGCUUCGCCCAAGCAGUGAUAGGAAUGCUAUUUUUCUAUAGAUGACCUCAAUGUUUAUAAAACAAGAUGCACUGACUUGUUGACCUUGAAGAGUAAAUGAGAACUCUCUGCUCCCAAGGAACAUUCUGUGGAUGCCUCCCAAAUGGCACCCUGGCUGAAAGUAGUGCGCUAAAUAGGGAGCCAUUUCAGACAACUUAAAUUGUAUGUGUCCCAGUGAGGGAACUCCAAGUACAUAUGCAAUUGUAACCACUAAACUGCAGUGAUAGUCAGAUUGUGUCAAAGGCAGAUGACGAUAGGCGAGCUGCCAACUAUGAUGGAAGGCAUUUAACACUGAGAUGUCACUCUGGACUGGAAGCAGAUUUAAAAAGCACAAACAAAAUGGAGAUAUCGGAUAUGUUGAACCCUUAACCCAACAUUGCCAAAUGCAGGACCGGUAUAAUUCCACAGAACCUUUCCCUCUCCCAGCUCUUUAGGGAGACCAUUCCAAACAAGAAUCUUCUUCCCUUGUUCCAAAAACUGACAGUGUCAUUCUAUGACCGAUCACAAGAGACUAAUCCCUUUUGUCAUAAACCAAUAAAAAAUGAAUACCAUUUUUAUCUCAAUGGGUUGAUCUGUUUAACUUCUAAAAAUACAAUAUUCCUACAACCAUAUUCACCUUUAAGAAAGAAAUAUGGGUGGUUACAUGUUCUUAAACCAAGAAGCUCAUUUUCUGUUUGAAUAGCCUUCCCUGUCAAUCUGAUUCCCCAACUAGUAGUUCCUCUCUAAUGUCCCGUGUACACUAGCAAGCGGUAAAUUGCUGCAUGCUGCCAAGGCCACCCAGAGUGCCUCGCUUGUGGGCAUGCUGGCAGCAUAUAGCAGCACGUCCGAUUGGGCGUCAAGAAUGUAGCAUAGCAAAUGUGUGAAGGUCUGGUUAUUAAAUUGAGUAAAUGGUUUAAUCCAUUCUCCAUUUCAUGAAUUUAUUCACAGGUAAAUAGUAAUAUACUCUGAAACUUUGCUACCCUGUUUCCAAUCGUCUACAUGGUUGGGAUAACCUAUUCAAGUAAGUGAAUACAUUUCGAAAAUGUAAAAAAAACUAUGUAUUAUUAGCUAACUCAAAUGAGCUGCUAACAUAGCUAGCGAGCUAAUUAAAUCUCACCAGCUACCCAAACUUCAUAUUAGCUAGCUAUCUUGAUGUAUUUAUCACAACAACAAAAAAACUAAACGCAUUUUUAGGUAGCUAGCUAACAGCCAUGGAGGGUGAAAGGAUAGCAGCCCCAACUGUCAGUGAGAGAAAGGGCUAUUCUGGAUAGGGCAGGUACUUUUGUGUAGUUCCAGUCCCUAGAAGUGGGGAUGGAGAUAAUAGUAACAUUAUUCAGUGUGGUAUAUUGAAGUCUGUUUCUUGUGAAGUUUUCUGUCCUCGGAUACAGAGAGCUGUGAAAGCCUAUCUGCAGAUUAAGUCCCAAUGAAGAGCAGUGUCUCUCAAUCAUGGUCCUGGGGACUCAAAGGGGUGCACAUUUUUGUUUUUGCCUUUCACUACACAGCUGAUUUGAAUGAUCAACUCAUCAAGUGGCAUUUAUGUAUUCAUUUGUGAUGCUGCCCUUGAUUAUUAUCCUGCUAUUGUCACAUGCUACACGUGCACAUGCAUCCAUCUAUCCAAUGUUAUCAUGAUUUGUUACGUAAUAUUAUACUUUAGUCAUCAAAUCUAAUUGUAUUAGUCACAUGCGCCGAAUACAACAGGUGUAGGUAGACCUUACAGUGAAAUGCUUUACUACGAGCCCCUAACCAACAAUGCAGUUUUUUUUAAAUACAGAAAUAAA
This is a messenger RNA of Oncorhynchus gorbuscha (pink salmon), 2772 nucleotides long. RefSeq names its product cysteine rich DPF motif domain containing 1 (gene cdpf1). The record is from RefSeq and is a predicted model, not a curated record. The transcript has 3 exons. The coding region runs from base 8 to 400 and encodes 130 amino acids. Lineage: Eukaryota; Metazoa; Chordata; Actinopteri; Salmoniformes; Salmonidae.